UCUCUCACGCUCCUUUGUUCCUCACUCGCUUUGCUUCUCCCACUCGCCUGCUUCGUGUUCUCCUUUGCUUUGCUCUUUUGACGUUAGAAUUUUGCCUUCUCCCCCCAUUUUGUCCCUCUCUGGGUGGCCGGGAAAAUGCAGGAUGACCUCUGAGCAAUCCCUCAAGGCUUGAAAUUUCUUAAAUUUCAUGCUUUCUUAGUUCGAAUUCUCAGGUGUUAAGGUAGAUUAUGUAGUGGAAAGAUUUUAGUUUCCAGUUUCAUGGGAGCCAAUGGUGGGAUAGUUGCUUUUGAGUGUGUUAGUGAAUCCGAAUGUGGCUAACUUGAGGAUGGAUUUGCAAGAGAAUCAGGUUAGUGAUGCAGGGGAUGAAUGUAUGGUUGACAUUAUGGUUGAGUCGAAUAGCAACAGAGAUGUAGGAAUUGUUGAUGAUCUCAAAGCUGGAGGAGAUCUUGGCUUUAGUGGUGUUCUGGAUCUUGAGCCACGAAAUGGUAUAGACUUUGAAUCUAAUGAUGCAGCGUAUCUGUUUUAUCAAGAAUAUGCUAAAUCUAUGGGUUUUACUACGUCGAUUAAAAACAGCCGACGCUCUAAGAAGACUAAAGAGUUCAUUGAUGCCAAGUUUGCUUGUUCUAGAUAUGGUGUGACUCCUGAGUCUGAGAGUGGUAGUAGUAGUCGAAGAUCGAGUGUGAAGAAAACAGAUUGCAAGGCAAGUAUGCAUGUGAAGAGAAGAGCCGAUGGGAAAUGGAUAAUUCAUGAGUUUAUAAAGGAUCAUAAUCAUGAGCUUUUACCUGCCCUUGCUUAUCAUUUCCGGAUUCAGAGGAAUGUCAAGUUAGCUGAGAAGAACAACAUUGAUAUUUUGCACGCUGUUAGUGAACGAACCAGGAAAAUGUAUGUUGAGAUGUCCAGACAGUCUGGGGGUUAUAAGAAUAUCGGGCCUCUUCUUCAGAACGAUGGCAACAAUCACGUUGAUAAGGGUCGCAUCCCACCUCGUUAUAUUUUGAAAAGGUGGACAAAAGAUGCUAAGAGUGGAGUAAUGGCUGGUGAAGGAGCAGACCAGAUACAAACCAGAGUUCAGCGUUAUAACGAUUUGUGUAGUCGAGCCAUCGAAUUAAGCGAGGAAGGUUGUGUGUCAGAAGAAAACUACAGCAUCGUAUUGCGCACACUAGUCGAGACCCUGAAAAAUUGUGUCGAUCUGAAUAAUGCCAGAAACAACAUUGCUGAGUCUAGUUGUCAGCUUAAUAAUGGUGCUCGCGAAGAAGAAAAUCAGUUAAUGGCAGUAAAAGCAACAAAAAAGAAGACUGUUAUCAGGAAAAGAAAGGGACAACAAGAAGCUGACCAAAUGCUUGAAUCUCAACAGAGCUUGCAACCAAUGGAAACUAUGAGUUCAGAGGGAAUGAGCAUGAAUGGUUACUAUGGUCCUCAACAGAACGUUCAAGGAUUGUUAAAUUUAAUGGAGCCACCUCACGAAGGUUACUAUGUUAAUCAAAGAACCAUCCAAGGCCUGGGACAACUGAAUUCUAUAGCACCGGUGCAGGACAGCUUCUUCACAAAUCAGCAAGCCAUGCCUGGGCUGGGCCAAAUGGAUUUCAGGCCACCUCCCAAUUUCACUUACAAUUUACAGGAAGAGCAUUUGAGAUCUGCCCAAUUGCCUGGUAGUUCAUCAAGACAGCUAUAGUAACACGUCUGAUUAGUUUGGAAACAUUUUUGCAAGAAGCUGUUUUCAAACAUUAGGAUAACUCCAUAUUCCUCCAUGGAGUUUUGAGUUGCAAUGACAAGAUGAAAUCGUUUAGAUUUGGUUUUCUGUACAUUGUGGGGAUAUUGGCUGGUCUGAUUUGGGAUCACGUAGAACUAUGUAGCCUUGUAACACUUUUAUCUUAAAAAGAUACGCAAGUCUCCUUUUGUA
Molecule: messenger RNA, 1897 nt
Organism: Capsella rubella
Lineage: Eukaryota; Viridiplantae; Streptophyta; Magnoliopsida; Brassicales; Brassicaceae
Product: protein FAR-RED IMPAIRED RESPONSE 1
Exons: 9
Coding region: 326-1669 (447 amino acids)
Source: RefSeq, a predicted model, not a curated record